GUCUCGUUUAGGAGCUGAUCAUGAAACCUGCUCAAAUGUUUUAAAUGAUAUUCACAGAGCUUCAGAAGCAGACAGAAGAAUAAAGAGAGAACAGAUAAAGAGCAACAUCAGAAUAAUAAGAUUCAAAGUGAACCCAACAUGACAGAAUCAAAUAUAAAGCUGAAGAGAAACACACGAGCUGCAUGUCAUGAGACAAUAAAGCAAAGUGAAGAAUAAUAAAGAGAAACUUCUGCAGACAUGUUUCUGUCUCGAUGAGGAGAAAAAGCAACUGAAAGCUUUCAGUCACAGGUUGGUUUCUGGUUUUCCGACCUGCCAUCUUCUUCCAUUUUACAGUCUCAUUUAUAUCCUGACGCUCCGCCUCUUUAUGUACAGUCUCUUGUCUCCAUGUAACGAGGUGAUGUCGUCAUUAAAUCCCUAAAUCUGAGUGAGAUGACGUCUUCAGCCCCAGGAAACUUUGAUCCUGGAGUUUAAAAUGAAGUUCAGAAGAAAUCCUCGGUUCACGGCUUCAUUGCUGAUUUUUAUGAUGAAUAUAUUCCUAAGUCAAACCCUCACCUGCCAUUGGACAGAAUAUGUGUUUGGAAACGAGUGCUGUCCCAUGUGUCCCAGCGGGAAUCGAGUAAAAACAGACUGUGAGGAGGACAAAAGUACGUCCUGUCAGCCGUGCACAGAGGGGACUUUCAUGAAUAAAAUGAACGGACUAAAAAAAUGUUUGUCCUGCAGAGAAUGUGGAGCAAGUAAAUUAAUGUUUAUGUUGUUUUUAUUAACUUUCAGAUUCAUCAUGUUGCUGUUUAGUCUUAAAGCAGUCGAGUAUGUCUGUAUUUAUCUUUGUGUUGACAGUUCUGGUCUGAAGAUGAAGACGUCGUGUACGAUACGAUCAGACACAGUUUGUGAACCUCUGGAAGGAUUUUACUGCUCAGAGUUUACAGGGUACGACUGUGUUGAAGCAAAGAAACACAGACGCUGUGAACCAGGAGAAUACAUAAGUCAGAAAGGAACUUCCUCCACAGACACCGUGUGCUCCACCUGCUCUGAUGGAACAUUUUCAAACGGGACGUUUACAUCUUGUCAGAAACACAAACAAUGUGAAUCAGAGGGUCGAGAGCUGCUGAGAGCAGGAACUGAGACAGAGGACGCUCAGUGUGGAGAUAUACUAUCAGACAAGACUGGACUGAUAGUCGGUGUUGUUGUUGUUGUUGUUGUGAUGUUUUUAGUCUUUGUACUCGGAGUGUGUUAUUUCAAACGGAGGAAGAUUAGACAUCUAAGCCCAGGUAAGGUUUCCACUGUGACAAUGAAACAUGAUCAUGUUUAUUUUAUAGAUAUUAUGGUCUGUUUCUUCAUUUAUUUGUAAUGUUUUAUUCCAGGAAACAUACAAGAAACAGGACCCUCUUACCGGG
Molecule: messenger RNA, 1394 nt
Organism: Labrus bergylta (ballan wrasse)
Lineage: Eukaryota; Metazoa; Chordata; Actinopteri; Labriformes; Labridae
Source: RefSeq, a predicted model, not a curated record